CUUGAUUCCACUUCUAGGCUAUCCUUGAUUAUGCGAUUUGUUAUAAAACUCGAAUCUUGUCCCACAUAUCGAAAACCAGAAGAUGGAUGAUCUCUUCCAACAACUCGAGGCAGAAUACUGUCCGCCCAUUGACUCGGCUCUUUUCUUCGCUAUUGUCUCCGACUAUGAUCUGACAAACUCCGAAGCCACGACUGAGGUCAGAGCUACGCUAGAUGCUCUCAAGGCCACCGCAACAGAAGAAGAGGCCACUGGCUUUGAUGCCUCUGGGAGCGGCGCACAACAUGACGACUAUAGUCCCGGACAUCCCACAUCCAUGCCAGACACUUCUGGCUCAGUCUCGAGGGAGACCGACAUGACGAGUCUGUCCAUCGGCGUGUCAAGCGUCGACCUCAAUUCAGAAGGUUCCCCCGACCGCGGCGAAUACGACUUCGAGGCUUGCGACCAAGGGACAAAGGUCUCUAUCCUGAGAGACAUAUUCCCCUCACUCUCCGAGUACACCAUCUCUCACACACUGGCUCACCACGAUUCAAAAUGGAAGCCUGCAUUUGACGAUCUGUUGAACCAAGUCUAUUUCGAAGAAGGCGGCACUACGGAUGGCAGGGACAAGGUAUCGGCUAAGGGCAUCGAUGCCUUCAGCGAGGAGAACGUGGUGAAGAGGGGUCGUAAGGGCAAGAAGCGUGGUAAGAAUCUCAAGACCAUGGACGCCCUACGAUCCUCUUCGCUACCAACAGAAUCGCGACCGUCUGCCAACCAAUGGCAAACUGCCAAGGGUGAUGUGGACUUUAUAUCGGAUCGCGCCAACAUUCCUGCCCAGGUCGUACUUUCGCUGUACAACCAGGAAGAUCGCUCCGUUGCGCGGACCAUUUCGGCUAUUUUAAAAACUUUUCUGCCAGAAGACAGCAGAUCAGAGGAACCUGAGAUACAGGUGGAGGCUUCUACACUAGGUCAAGACUUCCCUGGUCUCGCGCCCAAAUACUUGAUAGCUCUGAUCAAAGUAACCGAGCCAUCACUUACGGCAGCUCGAGAAUUGGCCAAAGCAUUGACGACCAAGCCACUCACACCAGAAACCGGCAGCCGCGUCAUAAUUCCACAAUACGCCCCUGUACGCAUUUCCGAUGGCGACGACUUCUCCCAAAGCGGAUUCGACACCGACACAUCAGCCGUAGACUUCGGGACAGCUUCCACUUCCACAGCCAAACUCAGAGCAGCGCGACAAGCAGCAAUGGACCAAGCGCGCGCCGCAUACCGUAAAUCGCGCUCCGACCGCCUCAUGGGCGGCGCCGCCGGAUAUUAUUCGCAGGUCGGCCGCGACCAUGGAGCCGCACUGCACCAAUCCCAAGCCGCCGUCGCAAACGCCAUUGUAGCCGCUCAAUCUUCAGCCUUCGAGAUUGAUUUGCACGGUGUGACUGUGGAGAAUGCGGUGAGGAUUGCGCGGCAGAGAACGAAUGCCUGGUGGAGUGGAUUGGGGGAGAACAAGGUUAAUGGACGGGUGGGCGCUGCUGAGCGUGCCAGUGGCUUCCGCAUCAUAACGGGUGUGGGUAGGCAUAGUGCUGGUGGUAAGGGUGUCCUUGGUCCAGCGGUCAAAAAGGGUCUUGAACAAGAUGGUUGGAGGGUGGAGGUGAACAGCGGAGCUAUCACAGUCAAGGGCAAGAGCAGGAUGUGAAGGGACUGAAGCCUGUACUUGGAUAAUGCGAGUAUAUUGGAUAUCUCGAUCCUUGGACGAGUCACGAUCAUGCAUAUACUCCAUGUUGGCGUCCUAGAUAAUGUUUUAAUGUAAUAGAGCGCCUUUUCUGGGUCGCACAAUUAUCAACCCUACCAUCAUCGUCCACAGACUCCCCCAUUGGUUGUGAA
This is a messenger RNA of Aureobasidium subglaciale EXF-2481, 1851 nucleotides long. RefSeq lists its product as uncharacterized. The record is from RefSeq and is a predicted model, not a curated record. Gene Ontology annotation, molecular function: protein binding. Bases 83 to 1663 code for a protein of 526 amino acids. Lineage: Eukaryota; Fungi; Ascomycota; Dothideomycetes; Dothideales; Saccotheciaceae. The transcript has 2 exons.